Molecule: messenger RNA, 7465 nt
Organism: Linepithema humile (Argentine ant)
Lineage: Eukaryota; Metazoa; Arthropoda; Insecta; Hymenoptera; Formicidae
Product: sushi, von Willebrand factor type A, EGF and pentraxin domain-containing protein 1
Molecular function (GO): calcium ion binding
Source: RefSeq, a predicted model, not a curated record
UUUUGUACGCAUUGUCCAAGUAUGCCAAUAUUUUGCCGUAGACGAUUCGUCAAGCACGACGCGAUGGAAUAUUUAAAAGUUUUGCUGCUGACGAUCAGAGUACUUUCUCUAUUUUUAAAUCUUACCAAGUGCGCCGGUGAUGGAAGCCCGAACGGCUUAGAGAUCGGCAUGAACGAGACGAAUGUAACGUCUACAUUCUUAAAUUUUGGUCAAAAGACCAACGGGAGUCAACGCUACUGGUACGAGCAUCUGGACGAUGCUGACAGAAUGCUGAAGAGCAAAGCCGAUAUCUUGUCCCGCUUGCUGAAGAUGCACAUAGACCGUUUGCGCAAGAAGACCGAUCAGGUGGAACUGGUGUUUCUGGUGGACGCGUCCGGUUCGGUCGGCGCGGAAAAUUUCCGCAGCGAGCUGAACUUCGUGACGAAACUUCUGUCGGACUACACGGUGGACGCCUUAGCCGCACGUGUUGCGGUCGUCACUUUCGGCGGUAGAGGUAACAUCCAUCGGAAUGUGGAUCAAAUUUCCAAACACGGGCCGAACGAUCACAAGUGCUAUUUGCUGAACAAGCAGUUCAGCAACAUCACUUACAGCGGCGGAGGGACUUACACGCGCGGCGCGCUUCUCGAAGCGUUGGCGAUUCUCGAGAAAGGCCGCGAGACGUCGAACAAGGUGGUGUUUCUGAUAACCGACGGCUUCAGCAACGGCGGCGAUCCACGUCCCGCGGCCAAUCUUCUGAAAAAUACAGGCGCCACGGUGUUCACAUUCGGUAUUCGUACAGGAAACGUGGAGGAAUUGCAUGACAUCGCCAGCUCGCCCGGAUACACGCACAGCUACCUCCUCGACAGUUUCGCGGAGUUCGAAGCUCUGGCGCGUCGCGCUUUGCAUCGCGAUUUGAAAACCGGACAGUACACGCCUGUGACUCUGCCUACCGAUUGCAACAAUCUGUGCUCGGAAAGCACGGCGAAUCAGAUUUGCUGCGACAAUCUGGCGACCUGCACCUGCGGCACCGCGACUGGACAUUACGCCUGCAUUUGUCCGCCCGGAUACUUCGGUUCCGGUCUCAAAGGCUUCUGUCAACCUUGUCCAAACGGGACGUACGCUGCCGGAAACACUUCCGGAGAUUCCACCGCCGUGUGCGUGCCCUGUCCGGAUGCGAAUCAAGUUACCGUCAAAGUUCCCGCGACCUCGGCACUCGACUGCGUGUGCGCUUCCGGAUUUACAACAGAUGGUUCCAAAUGCGAGGCUAUAACGUGCCCAAAGUUAAAAGUCCCCGAGAACGGCUAUCUGGUAAAGGCGAACGCCUGCAGCAACGUGGUGCACGCGGCGUGCGGCAUAAGAUGCCGCAUCGGCUUUCAUCUUACCGGCGACAGCAUUCGACUCUGCGGGAAGGACGGCACUUGGUCCGGGCACGAGCCGCAGUGCUUACUGAAAACGUGCCCGGCGCUCCGCGAGCCCGCGCACGGUCGCGUGAAGUGCCAACAUGACGAGAAUUAUCAGCAUCAAUUUGAGGAGAACUCCACCGUCUAUCCGAUCGACACCCGCUGUCAGUUCAAAUGCAACGUCGGCUAUCAGCUUCGCGGCAGCAAGGUGCGCAAUUGCCUACCCUUGUCCCGAUGGGACGGUCUGAAAGUCACUUGCACGGCUGUAAAAUGCGAACCCCUGCCGCAAAUUACGAACGGCGCUAUCACCCCGCUAAUCUGCACCGGUACGGCGAAGGUGCCCUUCGCCACCAACUGCACGAUCGCCUGUGGCAGGGGCUUCGUCCUGGAAGGACCCUCCAGCAGAUCGUGCAGCGGACGCACUGGAAUUUGGUCCCAUCGUCACAGCGUCAAUCGAUGCGUAGAUAAAAUGCCACCCUCCAUAAAGUGCCCGCCCGAUAUUAUCGUGGAAACUGCGAAGAGUCAGAACUACGCGUACGUGAACUGGACGAUACCCGAAGUGACGGACAACGCGGACGCGUCGCCUAUCUUGUGGACGAAGCCGCAUCUUGUCCUGCCGUGGAAAGCGAAAAUCGGUACGCGUAUUGUGGUGUACAUAGCGCAAGAUGCGAGUGGCAACAAGGCCAAAUGCAAGUUUAAAGUUAAAGUCUUUGACAGGGAGCCACCGACGGUCGAAAGUUGCAUCGACCCACCGAUGUUUUAUACCGAUCUCGAUAGCGGUCUCGGCAACGUGACGUGGGACGAGCCGGUCUUCUACGACAAUUCGAGGAUUUCCGUGCAAGUAAAUCAAAGUCACGAACCUGGCAAGAAUAUUUUUCCCAUUGGCCGUGCGAGAGUCUUCUACAACGCCACCGAUAAGUACGGCAAUCGAGCGACUUGUGUGCUGAACAUUACAGUAGAAGACGUGUGUAAGACUCUAAGAGCGCCCAUCAAUGGUCGGCUGAACUGUUCUUCGACGAGUGAUCGCGAAACGCGAUGCAUCGCAACUUGCGAGGAUGGUUAUGAUUUUGCAGUCGAACCGGCGAAUUUCAAUAUUGUUAACGACGAGCUGCUGUUAAAAUGUAAUUCCAGCGAUCAUAUAUGGGAGAGCAAUUAUUUGCCGGAAUGUUCAGAAACAAAGAUACCGAAGAUAAUAUCUCAGGAAGGAAACAUGAUAUUAGAAGGCAAUGCAAGUACAAUGUGCGACAAUCAAACUACUCUUCGUGAAUUAAACGAUCACAUCAUUAACGACUUGAAAUUAAAAAUGCUGGAUAUUUGCGGCAACGACAUCGAGUGCAGUCUGAUUGAAUUCGAUCCCGAAUGCAAGAGUAAACUUUCAUCGAAAAAUUUUGAAGACAACCUAAUAAGAAGAAGACGAAGAUCCGAUACAAAUAUUUUUGGAGAUAACAAAAUAAUGCUUGGAAGAUUGAAACGUGCUGUCAAGUCGAGCACCGACAAAGAUAAAGUCAAACCUAAGCGGAAAAGGGAGAAGAUAGAGAUUAGAUUUAAGUUCAUAGGAAGAAUAAUCGACGAGAACUUCGAAAAUCCGAAACGGGGAGUACAAAAGUUGAGGGAGAAGAUCGAGGCGAUGACGCAUUUAGGGAAACUGGACUUGCUCAACAACAGGACCAAUCAGGAGUUCGCAAAGCUCGCCUUGAAUCUGCAUCUCGUGUUCAAGGAGCCUCAGGAUCUCUGCGAUCCCGGGAGCGUGCUGAAGAGACACGGUUGCGUGAAGUGUCUCGCGGGCACCUUUUACAAUUCCUCCGCCAGAAUUUGCCAGCCGUGUCCGUUCGGACAAUACCAGGAUGCGACUGCGUCGUUGAAUUGCACAUCCUGCCCGGAGCACACCUUCACGAAGAGGAUGCACGUGAAGUCCUUAAAAGAUUGCAUUCCUGUAUGCCGACCAGGAUAUUAUUCGCGGCGUAGACGCUAUCACGGAUCGCGCUUAGCCAUGGAGCCGUGUUUCGCGUGCGAUAUCGGGUUUUAUCAGCCAAAUUACGGACAAAUCGAAUGCCUGCCGUGUCCGUCGAAUACGACGACAGAGAGACUGGGCUGUACAAGUGUCAGUGAUUGCUCGCCGAUGCGCGACAAGGAAAUCGAUUGCCGGACGGAUCCGUGUCUCAAUGGAGGUCGAUGCCUCCAGGACGAAAGCGGUUUUGUUUGCGAAUGUCUCGAAUAUUUCAUGGGAUCGAAAUGCGAAGAGUUUAAGGAUCCAUGCGGUUCUUCGCCUUGCUUGAACGAGGGAGUAUGUAAGAUUCAUCAAUAUCCUGAUAACUCUGUGACAUACGACUGCACGUGUAGAGCCAGUUACACAGGCGCCAAUUGCGAGAUUUACAUAGAUGAAUGCUCCGCCAAUCCUUGCCAGAACGGUGGAAAGUGCGAGAGUACCGAGAAUGAUUUCACCUGCGAAUGCAAGGAUGGAUUUGAAGGCCAGUUUUGCGAAAUUUCUAUGGACCAUUGCGAGCUUAUGCCGUGCGAGGAAGGAUCCGUGUGUCGCACCGUAAACGGAACCUGGCGAUGCUUCUGCAAAUCCGGAUUCUUGGGUCGUCAUUGCAACCUGUUGCCCUGCGACUGGUUGCCAUGUCCCGCAAAUGCAAUUUGCGUGAAUCUCAAGGAGGAGAACGCGACGCGAGAGAGUUAUAGGUGCGACUGUCCGGACGGAUACACAGGAGAGGAUUGCAUGACCAGAAUCAAUCACUGCGAGCGUUUGCCUUGCUUAAACAACGGAAAGUGUAUCAAUCACGUUAACAAUUACACUUGCGACUGCCACAUUCUUUUCACAGGACGCAACUGCGAGAUUGAAUUAUCAGCUGAUUAUGUGAUGCACUUUACGAGGUCCGGCACGACAGAUUACGUCAUCAUGAAAGGACCCGAAAAGGAUCUUUCGCAGUUGUCUGUCUGUCUGUGGUUGCAAUCGAUGGACACCUUCAAUUACGGUACGGUAUUAUCGUACGCGACAGCGUUUCACGAUAACUCCUUCACGCUGACGGAUUACAACGGAUUCGUUCUAUAUGUUAACGGCGAAAAAGUUGUAACCGACGUCAAAGUCAACGACGGUUAUUGGCACUUCCUGUGCGUUACUUGGGAGAGCGAGUACGGCUCCUGGCGCGUGUUCGUCGACGGGAUCCUUCGAGAUAACGGCAUUCGUUUAGCGCAGGGAGCUGUCGUACAAGCCAAUGGAUCCCUCGUUAUCGGACAGGAGCAGGAUCGCUUGGGAGGCGGGUUUUCCGAGUCGGAAGCGUUUCUGGGGAAGCUCGGCUUGCUGGACAUGUGGGACGUCGUUCUCGAAGAGAGUAACGUUACAGAGUUAUGGAACAGCUGCGAGAAAUAUCACGGAAGUCUCGUGGCCUGGGCGCAAGUGCGACAAUAUAUUCACGGCGACGUCGUGAUUCUAGCCAGCCCGUUCUGUCGCGGCUGUCCGCUGCCCGUCGUACCCUUCCGAGGCAACAUCAACGUGAGCGAAGACCUGUCAGAGGUGACGUAUUACUGCGACAACGGAUACGCGAUUCGGUUUGGCGGCGAGGAGCAUUGGUCGUUCGGAAGAAGGUGCCUCAAGCACGGCCAGUGGGAAGGAUACGACACGCCAGUCUGUAUGAAAAUAAAAUGCGGCUUCCCGGGAUACUUUCCGCGUGGACACAUCCACGGCAAGUCGUACUCAUUCGGGGACGAAAUAUAUUAUUCUUGCGCCGAAGGCUACGAGCUUCGAGGGAACCCACAUCGAAUUUGCAAUUCCGAUGGAAAGUGGACCGGGCUGCCUCCGAUCUGCAUAGGAACGACAUGCAAGAACUUGCUGGCUCCAGAAAACGGGGACAUAGAAUACAUAUUAGAGGAGAACGAGCGAGAUGACGUUACGAUAUUGCAGGCUGGUCAGCAACUGGAAUUCAAAUGCAAUCCUGGAUAUCGUUUAACAGGAGAAAGGUACUUGACCUGCUUAGAGACCGGCGUUUGGGAUCACGAGAGGCCGUCUUGUACACUUUACGGAUGUCUGCCGCCAAAAGAAAUAGAACACGGCUACAUCGUCUUUCCGGAUAGCGACAAUUUUAACCGGACUUCCGAUCCCGAGGAAAAUACAAUCGACGAGCUAUCGAGAAAAACGUAUCAUUACGAUGAUAUCAUUGGCUUCUCCUGCUAUCGCGGCUACAAGUUCCGCGGCAAUCACAAUCUGUUGACGGAAUUCAAGCUGCAGUGUUCUACAAACGGCACCUGGAUGGGUUUCGUACCCGAUUGCGUCCCGCGCGUGUGUCCCUGGCCGAAUCGCGUGGAAAACGCAAAGAUCUUUCUCAAGAAACGAGACAACGUCACGCUCGAAGUUCCCGUGGAAAGAAACGCGAUAUCGGAUGGCGAUGACACUGCCGGGAACAAUGAAAGCGAAGCGACGGGAGGAACGUUCCUUCCAGACACAUUCGUUUCCGGUGCGGAAAUUGUCGUCGUCUGCGAUCCGGGAUACGAAUUGCACGGCGACGCGAUCAGAACGUGCAGCGAGGAAGAGAUUUGGUCAUCGGCUUUCGUUUCUUGCGAACCUCGCAAUUGUUCCGUCGGCGAUAACCCGCUUUUUAAAUUCCUCAAAAAACUGGAGAACGAAACUGUCUUUGGAAACGACGCGAACGUGUUGUCGCUCGAUUUGGAGAAGAAAUGGAACGGCGUGGAGAACGUUACGGACACGUACAAAAACCUGGAAAUCUUCGUCGAGGGAAACGGCUACGGGCAACGAAUAAUUCUAACGUGUCAAAAUAACGCGCAAAUGAACUUGGACAAGCUAAUUGCAAACGAGACCGUCUUAAAUAUAACAUGGAUGUGCAACGAGACCGCAAAUUGGCAGGUUUCGAAUUCAUUUCUAAAAGAAUCCGCACUCGACCGGCUGUUCAAUGAUUCAACGUAUAUCUGCGAUAGAUCGUGCGCGCCUCCGGAAAUACCGGAAUACGGAUAUAUCGAUAACAACAAUAGCACUGAAGACAUCAACGAUCGCAAGGUGAUGAACAGUAUUAUUACUUUCAAAUGCCGUCACGGAUACGUUCUCGGGGGUAACGACAAAUCCGUUUGCUUAUCAAAUGCUACAUGGUCCGCUUUGCCUACUUGCAAACCUGUAACAUGCGGGGAGCCGCCGAUUUUCGCCAACGCGAUGUCGAAGACAGACGUAGGCCGAACUCGGAAUUUCACUUUUGGUAACAUGAUCUCUUAUCAAUGCAUCGCGGGAUAUCAUAUGUUCGGACAAGCAAAUUUGAGAUGCUUGGGAAGCGGCAAGUGGUCCAGAAUAAAUGGCAGAUGUUCGAAAAUAUCGUGCGGUAGACCGCAGCUUCAGCAGGGAAUCGUACUCCAUGGCCGUUCGUAUCUGUUUCAAGAUCAGUUGACGUACGUGUGCCCUAACGGUAAAAAGCAGGGAAUGAUCACGUGUCGAGCCGAUGGGAAAUGGAACGAGUUACCGAAGUGUAACUGAAGUAAAGACACGUCAUUAUUACGCAUCGCGAAGGAUUCAGCGCAAAGUUUUGCAAUAGUUCACAGUAAAACGACGUUUCUACUUUUGUAACAACACAUAUGCUUUUUAUUUCCUUCUAAUCUCUCGUAUCAAGAUUCACAAAUGUAAUGUAUAGAAAACGCAAUUACGCAGUCUUAUCGUGAACUAAAGAAUUCAGUGGGAUAUUCAGAGUAAUACAUUCAGAUAUGCGACAAUAUCUUAUCUACAAUUAAUUAUGCUUUUUUUACCAUAAUCCUUAAUUUUUUAAUAUUGUACCUUGAAUAUAGACAAAUUUGUAUCGCGUUUAAUUGGAAAAGUUGGUGUAUAUCGAUACAAAUAAUUCUUAUCUCAAAGAUUGGCAUUUUGUUUGAACUUCGCGCAAUCGAGAUAUAGUUUAACAAUACCAAAGUCUUUAAAAAAAUUUUCCAGAAAUUUAUAUAUACAUUUCAUGAUCAAUUUAAAAAAGAAUUCAUUUUAACACAGUUUGAUGAACUACCUCUUUACACACAUCAUUUGACACUGCGUUUUAGUACUCUGUCUAUAAAUAUUCGGAUAUAUUGACAUAUUUGCAAAUUACUACACUAUCUGAGGAAGA